UAUCCCACAGCAAACUUGAUAUCGUUUCGCAUUGUAACGUUUAUGUCAGAGUCAUAUAUUUUAUUAUUUGCUUGUACAAAAACACAGAUAUGACUCUAAUCAGUCUAUCUGUGUUGUGGAGCAUCUGUGCAAAAAACACCAAAGGCUGAUUUCGUCUGCAGCUGAUGUUUUCAUGGCAGUUUUGUUCAUUAUACUGUUUGUAAUUCCAGAUUUUGCCAUCAUGACUAUCCAAAGUACAAAAAGGUGUUACUUUUUAACGGUUGGCGAAGAAGAGCUGACUGAGACUGUGUUGGAGGAAUUAACCAAUGUAGUGAAGAAUAAAUCUGGAUCAGCACCGCAGAUUGUCUUUGCUGCUCCUGACCCAUCUGUACGAGGAAGGAGCCUGUCCGCCUUCUACCUGGCUUUGUUCAGGAAGUAUGUACUGCAUAGGAAUGAGCGCAUCACCAUUCUCUCCAAGGAUGACCAGCUUGUGGCUUUACAACUAGUCCUGGCUGAGAGACAGAAACAGGCCGUUGGAGACUUUGAUGUUGAGGCCAGUUCAGUUCUUCAGAUGAACAAGCAUGUAUUGAGGCUAAGAACCACCCAUUCAGCCAGUGACUCAUACCGUGAAGACAAGCCAUCCUCCUCUACAUCUCAACACGAAGAGGUUUUACAAUUAUACCAGGACUUUCUGUCUCACAGUAAUUACUCCGACAUGACAGAUGUGUAUUUGGCUGUGGUCAGAGAACUAGAACACAAUGAAAGCUUGCAAAGGGAGUUUCAGGAGCACAGUUUCAUUGUUGUACUGGGUCCGGAGAGAAGUGCUGAAGAGGAACUGAUGUUGGGGAUGCUGUGUAAACAGGCACAAGUGUAUGAUGUCCAGAUGAGCACAUGUUUAGGGACCCCAGACCGGCCACCUGACAUCUCCUUGGUACCAUCAACAUUACAACAGACCCUGAAGAAGUCUAGCAAGGGAGAGAACUUUGGCAGGAAAAGUUUUAUCACACCACACAAGUCUGCAACAGAGAGCUACGUGCAUAGUGCAGUCUUGUCAUAUUUGGAGCUGUUGGUAAACUCGAGAAGUGAAAUGGCCUUAGCACGGGUUGUCAAUACCCCUCACAGAGAUCUUAAUCACGCAGCCUUCACAGACCUCAAGAGAUAUGCCAGGUUGAAAAACAUGCCAAUGUACCAGACAGCAACGUCCUUCAUCACCAGACUCAGGCUUGGGGGUAAGGGUUAUGCCCCAGACAAGUGCUGCCCCCUGGCACAGCAUGUCAAAGGCAUGGGAGACUUCUCCGACCUGAUGCAGAAGCUGCAGACCAUACUGGAGGAGGAUACAGAUGCCAGGUCUGCAUGUAGAAGAGUAGUCAAUGUGCUGAAGAAUGCCUUCUUACGUAACAAGGAAAACCGGCUGAGAAGUAGCAGCAUUGAGUCCUGUGCAGAGAGAAUACAGCAGGCGUUAGCAGAAAUCAUAGCCCAGAUAGACCAGGCCAGCCUUCUUACCCCAGAUAAGUGGGGAUGUCGCGCAGUGGGGAUGUCACCCAGUGGGGAUGUCACCCAGUGGGAAUGUCACCCAUUGGGGAUGUCACACAGUGGGGAUGUCACCCAGUGGGGAUGUCACACAGUGGGAAUGUCACCCAGUGGGGAUGUCACACAGUGGGGAUGUCACCCAGCGGGAAUGUCACCCAGUGGGAAUGUCACACAGGCCUGCAGGGUGUGGAGGUACCAUGGUAGGGAGACAGUCCCUGAAGAUUAUCCGUAUGUUCUUAGAUCAAGAGCCACAAAACAGACUUCUGCUCAUGCAGGCAACAUAUUUGGGGACCUAUUCUCCAGUCAAAAGACACCAGUUCAUUUCCCAUGCCUCCUGACAAAAUUCAGGUCACCAGGAGAACCAGAAGUGGAAGAGAAACUAAACCAGUCUUUGAGGGAUCGCAUGAAAGCAAAGGUGGCAGAGCAGAAGCGGUCUAAAACUAAGCCUGUACGGUACAGGUCUGAGAUGGAAUGGGCAAUGCCCUUACACAGCGUGGCUGAUGAGCUCACGGGGUGUGUCAUGACAACCAGGUGAUUGUAAUGCCUAGCAAAACAUUGGUGCAGCCUGGAGAAAACACCAUUGUGGGUCUCUCAGUGGCUAGCCGAGUUCAGGAAUCUGCAAAGGACAAAGAAAACGCAAGUAAUGUGUCUGACAGGAACAGCAAGCUGACAAAAGGAGGAAGCAAGAAGAGUGGAAGAAACUGGGACACAAACCUAAAAACUGUGGAGACAUCUACUUCUGAAUCCAAGGACAUCAACGCUUUCGAAAGUGGUGAUGUUUCUUCUCAGCCACCAUCCAAGAAAACGCAAACUGCAGACAGAGAAACCAAAGAAGACUGUUCGUAGGAAACUUAUUCCACAGAUUAAAGGACAGCAAAGCCUAACCAAAUUUUUCAGAGUAUGAAAGAAGACUGUUAGAUGUAAAGAGUGAGGAUAUGUUUUUUUUUCUUUUAAGUA
This is a messenger RNA of Liolophura sinensis, 2466 nucleotides long. RefSeq lists its product as uncharacterized. The transcript is spliced from 12 exons. NCBI's taxonomy places the organism in Eukaryota, Metazoa, Mollusca, Polyplacophora, Chitonida, Chitonidae. Gene Ontology annotation, cellular component: chromatin. The coding region runs from base 173 to 2044 and encodes 623 amino acids. Gene Ontology annotation, biological process: negative regulation of double-strand break repair via homologous recombination. The record is from RefSeq and is a predicted model, not a curated record.